Molecule: messenger RNA, 1910 nt
Organism: Ornithodoros turicata
Lineage: Eukaryota; Metazoa; Arthropoda; Arachnida; Ixodida; Argasidae
Exons: 5
Coding region: 99-1826 (575 amino acids)
Source: RefSeq, a predicted model, not a curated record
UGCACGCGCAGUGCGUUCCAUUCCAAUCGGAAGACCGCUGAGGCAGUUGGCCUAUUCGCUCGGCUCUAUAGAGGCUUCGCUUCCAUCCUCCAGUGACCAUGGCCAGCAAGCGAGGGAAGACAGCUGAAAGGCCUCACACCACCACCAGGACUGAUCUGGGUACCACCACAAGGUAUGCCAGGGCGGACCAGCCUCGGAGGUACAGACUGUCGCCACAGCGGUCAGCUUCUGUGACACGAGGUGCCACAAGAACGCGUGCCAUUUCAAGACAAGCGACAAAGACACAGGCUCUCACCGAAGACGUCGACAACAGGGAUACCCGAAGGAAGCAGGCUGCGUCUCUUAAGAAGGCUAUAAAGGAGGUACCCGAAGCCGAGGCGCCACUCCGAGCCCUCUACCCGGACGCGGCUGUCACCGGGGUACUACCAGGUGACACGGUAGCGACGACGGCCGAAGAGGACACGAGCGAGGAGGUCGAAGAAAAGGAGCACCAGGAGGCGCCCCAGUCCUUGCAGAUGGUUUUCUACAUCGGCCUCCUGUUCAUGUUGGCCGUGUGCUCCGCGCUGCUUAUCUCGUUCCUGUCAUCUAUGGGCAAGGACGAAACGGAAAGCAUCGCCGAUACCACUGGACCUCAUGGUGGAAGUGGAGGGUCUGACGGAGGUGGUCACGGAAAACCCGCAACGGCUAUGAACGAGGACAUAGGAACCAGUUCCACGACAGAAUACGGUUACGAGCACGACGGCAAUGGAAACUCUGACGGACGCACGGACGUGGUGUGCAUGGUAACACCUUUGCCUGACGACAGCCGUCACUGGUACGGCGACAAUUUCCCGUACGAAUACUGCACCCAAGUGAUCUUCUGCUGCGGUACGCUCUACAAGAGACUACAGGGAACCAAUGAAAUGGAACGAAUGGCGGUCUUGGCGAGGGAACACGCCAACGUGACAGCGGUAGGAAUAAUCGUCGAUGAUGAUACGACUGCUGAAUCGCAUGGAAUGGUUCGCACGAUGUAUGGCCUCGAGGAAGCGCUCCAUGAUCCACAUGAUUUUGUCAACAUUAUGAAGAAUUUCACCGACAAGUACAAAUAUGAUCGCGUCUACUAUCUCUACCGACAUCCUCGCAAUUACACGCACGUCAUGGCCCAGGGUCUGAAGAGGCUCAAGGAGGAAUUGCAGGCGCAUGUUGGCAUCACCCAUGGCAUGGUCGGCCUCAUAGAACUUCAGGAAAUGGACGCUUACCCACUGCAAAGCAUCGGAUCUCUUCUGGAGGAACAUUCAUUUUUGCUGCUAAAAGAGUACACAGACUGGCGUUUGGCAAGGAUGUUCUACAGCAAGUUCACCAUCGACAUCAUCGAGGCAUACGUGAAGAGGCACGGGGGGAAGGAAUACCAUUCCAUGAGAUCCCGAAUAUGCGUCAUGCUCAGUCCUGAAGUGGAGAGGUACGAAGUGUCCGGCGUCGAUAUCUACAACAUUUCGCAGGACACACGCAGCAGCAAUUACCCAAUAGAGGAAGACGAGAGUCCGUGCCAGGAGUACUCGUGUAGAACAACACCGACCCCUUUCUUCGAUGGGUCGCUUUGUGAAGACCAUCGGCGUUGGCUUUUUACAAUCCACGUUGGACGCUACCACGUUCACAACUUCCUGUGCGAGAUAUGGCGAAGGACAAAGAUAACAUGUUUCGGCGUAUCGAGGACGGAGGCGGACGACAUCGAUAACCGGUGUAGGUACGGCAGGUACCCGACCCUGAGGGCCGUCUACGACUGGAAUCCCGGAGUGUGCGUCUCGGAUGUUUGCAAGAACAGUGCGAGGACGGGUUUUCCGUGCUAAAAGACGUGUUAGGGUCAUUCAGCUAAUUCUUAAGGGGACUGCAGCUGGCGAGUUUUGAUAUUGAUUAAAUGUUUACCAUUGUCC